Messenger RNA from Parasteatoda tepidariorum (common house spider), 3843 nucleotides. RefSeq names its product Sterol regulatory element binding protein (gene SREBP). Gene Ontology annotation, cellular component: nucleus. Lineage: Eukaryota; Metazoa; Arthropoda; Arachnida; Araneae; Theridiidae. Gene Ontology annotation, biological process: regulation of transcription by RNA polymerase II. The record is from RefSeq and is a predicted model, not a curated record. Gene Ontology annotation, molecular function: RNA polymerase II cis-regulatory region sequence-specific DNA binding; protein dimerization activity; DNA-binding transcription factor activity, RNA polymerase II-specific.
UAAAACAUCGUCUGUCUUCAAACGUGACUUUUUCAUUGGCCUAUCGGGUGGUACGAUUUUGGUGGCGUGAUCAUGAUGCAAUGAUUAAAUGAAGAUGUCAACAAUACCAGUGAAAAUUUCUAAGGAUCGUGUACGGAAUAGAAAAAGAAAUACUUAAAAGUUAUUGUUUUUUAUAUUGAAUUAAUAAAAGAAACCAACAACAUCAUGGAGGGUGAACUACCCUCAGAUGUUGAUGAUAUGCUGAACUUUAUGUACUCGGAGAAUCAAGUCGGAAAUUUAUUUGAUUCUGAUGUACUGCUGGAACCAGUUGAUUUAAACUGUGACAGUAAAAUAAAUGACAUGGAUCAAGAUCUUGCAUUUGACUUGUUCCAAAAUAUGGACACUGUUUCGUUUCAAGAUGAAAGGAAGUUGUAUGAUUCCCCUCAGCACGUUCUGCGCUUGGAUUCUUCAAACUUAAAUGAUGUAUCUAUCUUAAAUCAAACCGUAUCACCCCCAAUUCCUAAAUCACAGCCACUUGACAACAUUCAAAUAAAAUUUGAACCUCAAUUAAUUCAAACCACACAAUCAGAACCAUUAACUUUACCGGCAUCUGUUAAUUUGAUGCAGUACACUGUUACUCCAGGAUCUCGACCUACCAUUGCUAAUCAACCUGUUCGAAAAGUUGUUAUGCAGCCUGCCAAUCAAAGGAAAAAAAUUCUUCCUUCGACUGAUGCAAGUUUGACAAAUGAUUUAAUUCGAUUGUUAAAAGAGCAAGAAAAAGAAAAACAAAUUCUUCUACAACAAUUAAGUCAGUUACCUCAGCAGAAAGUGCAACAACUUCUUUUACAAGCUCAAGUUUUGAAAGGUGCCAAUGAAAAUAAAAUAGUUACCUAUGCUAGCCCAACUCCUAUUGUGACUACCACUAUUCCAGUUACUGCAAGUACUCAAUGUAUUGCAACUGUUCAACAUGCUCCCAUACAAACAGUUAUGGCUCCACAAGCUGGUACAAUAUUGACAACAGGAAUUCCAGUUUUUCUUGAUGCUGACAAGUUACCCCUUAAUAGUAUUACUGUAUCAAAGCCCCCAUUUAUCAAGGGAGAAAAAAAGAAUGCGCAUAAUGCUAUUGAAAGACGAUACAGAAGCAGUAUCAAUGACAAAAUAAUUGAACUGAAAAACAUCAUUGUUGGAAUGGAUGCGAAGCUGAACAAAUCUGCUGUUUUAAGAAAAGCAAUAGAUUACAUCAAGUUUCUACAGAAUGCUAAUUCAAAACUAAAGCAAGAAAACUUGGCACUUAAAAUGGCUGCUCAGAAACAACGCUUAGAAGACCUGUUGGAUAAAAAGCCAACCAUAGUCCCGCCUAGUUUGGCUGAUUAUACUCCUCCAACUUCUGACAUCAGUUCUCCAGAACGCAGUCCUUCCAAUAGUAUCACUGAGUUGUGCUAUUCAGAUCAAGAUUCUCCACAAUUUAAUGGAAGUUCAGAUAGUCAGAUGUUAGCUCCCUACAGCAUCAGUCUCGACGAAGACAGCAACGACAGUUUUUCGAAUCGAGGGAUGAUGGAUCACAGUCGUGUCAUGCUCUGUUUGUUCAUGUUUUCAUUCUUACUUUUGAACCCUUUUUCUUUUGUAAUGAAUAUGCGUAGUUCUGGAACUGCUGAUGAAACAUCUCAUACGGGUAGAGUCAUUUUGUCUGAUGAAGUUAAUUCAGAAGGAAAAUGGGCCAACUUUCUUUUAUCAAAUCUUGCUACAUGGUUCCUGAAUUUUAUCUUGGUUGCAUUUUGUUUUUUCAAAGUGUUUGUUUACGGGGAACCUGUUUUGAAAAAAGAAUCUAACAACUAUACAGUUUUCUGGCGGCAUCGGAAGCAAGCUGAUGUAUCAUUUGAAGAAGAAGACUAUGGAAAUGCAGUAACCCACCUGAAGCAUUGUCUUACUGCUCUUGGUAGACCUUUUCCUUGUGGGGCUGUUGAAUUAACAGUAGGUGUUUCUUGGCAAUGCAUUAGACAGUUAUGUCAUUUUACUGGCAUUCAGAGACUGGUUAAUAGAUAUUUUGUUAAGAAAGGUCCUUUGAAGGAAUAUUUAAGAGAUUCAGCUCUUGUGUAUCAAAAUCUGCAGCAACUUCAUGUUCUGGGUUUUCUAUCAGAUAGUAAACUUGAGAGAAUAUAUUUGUCACUGAAUGCUCUGAAUUUAGGAGAAGAUGCUAAGUCUAUCAUACCAAUUGAAAAAAUGUCUGAAAUAUACAUUAGUUCAGCCAUGAGCUUUAUUAGUUGUUUCCCAAGAAAAUUAUAUUUUAUCACUUGGUACCUAUUGAAAAAAGCUAGAAGAGUUUACCUUUCUAAUAAUGUUAUGGUUCCUCCAACUUUGCAGUGGCUUUUUGACCCCAUAGGGCAUACUUUCUUUCGUAAUGGAAACUGGACUUAUGAUCGGGAAGGAACUAUUUUUAGUUCAGUUCCAAAAUCAAUGAAUCCCCUGUCAUUUGCAUCCCGUGGUUUUCGAGAGUUUCUCUUGGAGAAAAUAAUUUUGUCAAUUAUUUCCCCAAGUAUGGAAUUAGAUGAAAAUAUUGAACAUGGAAGGAAUCAUUCUACUGGAUUGGUUAUUUCAAACUGCAUACAACUGUUGAAGAAUUCUUGUUAUGUUACUGAGAGUAGUAAUUUCUCUUCAGCUCUGAAGAGUUCCAAACCUGUCUGUUUGAGACAAGAAGAUCGUGUAACCUUUUGGUGGGCAUCCGUUUUGAGUGUUUCUCUCUCCUGGCUUCUGGGUGAGAAGGAAAAGGCUGAAAAAUUGUACCAAGAUGUUGAAAAUUUUCCAAAAGAACUUCUGAAUUCUCAACAUCCUCUUCCCUCUGCUGUUUUGUAUUCUUUUCGGGCUAAAAAGAGUUCUACUAGUCAUGAUUCAAUGCCUAGUACUACGUUACGACUAUGCGACAAAGCGGGAAGUCUUGUGAAAGAUAGUUUAAAUUAUUCAUUGCAUCAAAUGCCUCCACCUUUAGUACAGGCUUUCCAAGUUCUGAGUAUCGAUUGGUGCCUGAGUACUAGAAAUCAUGUUUGGGAGUCGUCAAGAUCUAAUAAUUCUUCUGAUGUUUGUGGAGUGUCUGAGGGUUAUAGAGAAGACCUCCGGUGCCUGCGUCGACUCUUGCAUUAUAUUCCAGAAAUUCACAGCAAGGUUCAUCUUUAUGAGAUAACACAGCGAUUGAUUUCUGGUGCUAAUCCUGUGAAGACUCAACAAAUGCUGGAUAGAAGUCUUAGAAGAAGAAAUAAAGUGAACUCCAUUAUCUGUACCAAAGGUAAGAAUGGAGAAAGUCAUCACCCAUGUGAGCGUGACCAAGCGGAUGCCUUGAUGCUGGCUUGCCAACAUUUUCCCGACAACAUAGUUUCCAAUCCCCGAGAGAAGGAAUGCAUGCUGGCUGAAGCUGCCAGCAUUUUGCAACGCCUUAGCGAUAAGACAAAACUAGAAAAAUGUCACAAAAUGAUGGUUGCUGUUGGCAGCGUCUUCAUCGCUCAAGCUUCUUAAUUUACUGAACUGUGGGCUGUAAAUAAAGAGAUUCAUCAUUAUAUUGCUUUUCAUUUGUACCGAUCUGCUGUGCUGAAGGAUUUUAUUUACAAUAAAUUAACCGAAUUGUAGUUCCGUUAAUUUUUAUUUAUUAUCAUUCUGUUUUGUUAUUGGAGUUGCAUUUUUUCAAUUGUGUGAAUUUUAAAAUAAAUAUUUGGAAAAUGCAGUUCUUAGUUUUUUGAUAUGUUAUUAAAUUUUAGCAUUUUUUUAAAUUUCAUCUUUCAAUUUCAAUUGAUGUUUCUAUUCAAUUUUAUAGCAAAUAUAUCCAAUAUAGCAUUGUGUGUGUGACAACAUUUUUAUAAUAAAACACAUGUUGAAUAA